Messenger RNA from Rotaria sp. Silwood2, 276 nucleotides. NCBI's taxonomy places the organism in Eukaryota, Metazoa, Rotifera, Eurotatoria, Philodinida, Philodinidae. The record is from the annotation of a GenBank genome assembly.
AUGCAAUCUGAUGAAAGACCAAGUACAUCUUCUAUAAAUCCUACUCAAUUAAAAUCUUCCACUGAUGAUCAAAAUUCGAAUUCCUAUUCAAUAUCAACUCUUCGUUCACUUCUAUCAUUUACAUCAUUUGAUUCAUCACCAGUAACAUAUUUUUUUGCUCAUGUAAAUUCAUCAUAUUGGAUUGAUACACUUGAUACAACAAAACAGACAUCGAAUGAUCUUACCUCAUUUAAAUGUCACUAUUCUCUUUGUCCAUCACCGAUAAAAUCACAUUGA